CGCGGUAGAUGCGGACGUCACCUCGCUGACCUUCUCCGCGCACCGCCUGGGCUGGGGCGAGCCAAUGACUGGCGCGGUCUUGGGCACGUGACAGGAGGCGGACCCUUCGCCGGAAGGGGCGGGGCGAGACUAGCGACCCGGUAGCGCGGUAGGUGCGGUGGUGGAUACGUCGUCGGGCGUGGGUGCGAGUUCCGCGUUGGGGGCUGGCGGGGCGGGGGCGGGGCGGGGCGGGGCGGGGCGGGGUCCCCUGGGCGCCCCGAGUGCGGCUUGAUUCGCUCUCAGAAGUCACUGCCCUCGAUCGGGCGCUCCUUCCGGGACGCGCCUCCCGGGGUACCUGCCCCUGCCCCUGCCCCUGCCCGGCCUGCAGGGCCCCCAGGCGCGAGUCCCUCUGCUGGGAAAAGGCGGCCGCCCCCCGCUUCCCGCAGGGGAAGCGACGCAGACGGGGCCUCGCGUGUCCUCCCCGCGCGCCCCGCCCCAGAGCCCGCGCGGCCGUGCUGCACUUUCCCGGGUUCCCACCCAAAGCGCCUGCUGCCCUCGCCUGGGACGCCGCCUGCCCGGCUCCUCCGGCGCCCAGGCGGCCAUCGCUGGGGGCAGUGGGCGCAGGAGACCGGGGCCCGGGAGCCGGCAGCACUGGGCGGCCCCUCGCUCCCCGCCUCCCGCGCCCCGCGAUGGAUCAGAGGCUCUCGGAGUUGAUCGAGGACCUCACGACGUCGGGGGAGCCCCGGCUGGACCCCGAGAGGAUGAAGGAGCUGAAGAAGAUGUGCAAGUCCUCGGAGGAGCAGCUGAGCCGCGCCUACCACCUGCUGACGGCCCGGCUGAGGCAGGAGCACGCCGAGGUCCGCCUCUCCGCCUUCCAGGUGGCCGAGGAGCUCUUCGCCCGCUCCCACCUGUUCCGGCUGCUGGUCGUCUCCGACUUCCAGGGGUUCCUGGAGCUCACGCUGGGCACCGACCCCCGGCAGCCCCUGCCGCCCCCCCGGGAGGCCGCCCGGAGGCUGAGGCAGGCUGCCGCCCGGGCCGUCCAGGGCUGGAGCGAGAAGUUUGGCGCCGCCUAUAAGAAGCUCGCCUUGGGCUACCACUUCCUGAGACACGGCCAGCAGGUGGAUUUUCAGGAUGUGCACGCCAGGACGCUGGCGGAGAGAAAGCGAGAGGAGGAGAAGCAGAGGCGUUUAGACAGAAUCUACCGGGAAAGGUCCGAGCAGGCCGUGCGGGAGAUGGAGGAAAUGUCCGGGGACAUCCGGGGCUGCCUCACGGAGGUGGACAGCUGCUUCCAGCUGCUGGUGCCCUUCGACUUGGGGCCGCACCGGGGGGCCGUCGCACCUGCCGUGGCCUCUGGGGCGCCCGAGGAGGGCCCGCCUCGCCUGGCCAGCGCCCCAGACCUCGGGGACGAGGAGCAGCCCUGCUGCAGCAAGAGCCUGCCUGCCUGUGCGCGCUGCCCAGUGGCCACCACGGGGGCCUCGGGGGACGAGGAGGACGAGGAGGACAGCGACCAGGAGGACUUUGUGCGGCGCCAUGGGCUGGGCUCCCACAAGUACACGCUGGACGUGGAGCUCUCAGGCAGCCUCAGGGUGCAGGAGGACGAGGACAAUUGCGCUGUCAUCCAGUCGGCCCGGGACGCGCUCAAGCUCAUCCAGAACAAGUUCCUGCCGGCUGUGCGCACCUGGGUCCAGCUGUUCACCCGCGCAGGUGCACGUGGCCAGCACUUGGAGGCCGCCAUCGACUUGAAAGCUGAGCUGGAAACCGCCCUGCGGAGAUCCCAGGAGCUGGACAUUGAGCCCGAGGGGCCUCACAGGAAGGAGCCUUGGGGUGUCCCACAGACGGCGGCCCUGGGAGACGAGGACGAGGACGAGGAUGAUGGCGACUUUGUGGAGGUCCCGGAGAAGGAGGGGUACGAGGCCUGUGUCCCUGAACACCUGUGGCCCGAGGACGGGUCAAAGAAAGACCUGGCGGCGCAGGGCUUGCUGGCGAGGAAGAGGAGGAAGACGGACGAGGAGGCGAGCGACCCCACCUCUGCUGCCGCCCAGCUCCACCGGCUCCGCGGCCACUUGCCCCCAGCCCCAUGCCCGAGCCCCAGGGCGCCGCUGGCACCGGAGGAAGCCGGGAGGCUGGCGGCAGAGCGGGCCCGGGCGCCCGUGGUGCCCUUCGGGGUGGACCUGUGCAACUGGGGCCAGGAGCAGCCUGCGGCCGGGAAGGUCCUCAAGGUGGAGUCUCAGCACCGCUUCUGGAAGCCCAGCGAGGUGGAUGAGGAGGUGGACAGCGCCGAGGUCUCGGAGGUGCUGCGGAGCCGCCACAUCACCUUCGCGGGGAGCUUCGAGCCCGUGCAGCACCGGUGCCGGGCCCCCAGGCCCGACGGCCGGCUCUGUGAGCGCCAGGACCGGCUGAAGUGCCCGUUCCACGGCAAGAUCAUCCCCAGAGACGACACGGGGCGGCCCCUGCACCCGGAGGACAGGGCCCGGGAGCAGCGGCUGCAGAGGCAGGCCGGGCGCUCAGACUGGCAGGACCCCGAGUUUAUGAGGGAUGUGGAGGUGGCCACAGGGGUGGACCUUGGCUCGUCCAGGGCUGGCAGGAGAGGCAAAGGCAAGAAGAGGAGGCACCCCGGCCUCACCGACCUGAAGCAGCAGGCAGACACCGCCCGCACACGCAUCGCCAAGAAGGUCUUCGCUAAGGCGGCCGUGCAGAGGGUGGUCACAGCCAUGAACCAGAUGGACCGGAAGAAGCACGAGAAGUUUGCAAACCAGUUCAACUACGCGCUGAGUUAGGGGCACCUGUGCUGUGGCCCCCUCUGCUCUCAGCUCCUCUCCCUCUGCCAGGGCCCCGAGGGGAGAGCGGACAGGUCUGGGCAGUGGCCUCUGUCUCCAUGAUUGUGUUCAAUGUGAGGAAAUGGUGCAUCUUCUGAUUAAAA
Myotis daubentonii (Daubenton's bat) is the source of this 2899-nucleotide messenger RNA. RefSeq names its product UV stimulated scaffold protein A (gene UVSSA). Gene Ontology annotation, biological process: response to UV; transcription-coupled nucleotide-excision repair. Gene Ontology annotation, molecular function: RNA polymerase II complex binding. The record is from RefSeq and is a predicted model, not a curated record. Gene Ontology annotation, cellular component: chromosome. NCBI's taxonomy places the organism in Eukaryota, Metazoa, Chordata, Mammalia, Chiroptera, Vespertilionidae.